Messenger RNA from Anopheles stephensi (Asian malaria mosquito), 2479 nucleotides. RefSeq names its product fatty-acid amide hydrolase 2-B-like. The record is from RefSeq and is a predicted model, not a curated record. Bases 247 to 1923 code for a protein of 558 amino acids. The transcript is spliced from 3 exons. NCBI's taxonomy places the organism in Eukaryota, Metazoa, Arthropoda, Insecta, Diptera, Culicidae.
CUUCGGGACGGACACCAGCGGCUGAAUCGUUCCCUGUGCAACAAAAACCCCACCGGUACGGCCGCAUUCUCUCACUCGGCACGGUCCAGUUUACGCGCAACGUCGUACCAGGCAGGCAGCCAGACAGACAACAGCAACAACACCAACGGGCAACAGUAUUAAAUGUGCUUGUGGUGGCAAAGUGGGCAAAAACAGCCGGGCAUUAGCUUUCGACGAGUGUAACGACGCAGCAACAUCACCGUUUCAAUGAAAAUCGAACCGGACUCAUCGACAAUGAGCUCGCCGCUGAAGGCGCUGGUCGAGUUCCUGCGGCUCAUUUACGCCAAGUGUUACCGCAAAGUGGUGCGCGAAUGCAACCAACAAAUGAGUUUCGCUAUACGCCGGCUGCUCCGUGCAGCCAUGUGCGUGUUUAGCUGGUUCGUCAUGCCCUACUCGCAGUGCGUCAGUAGCCGGAUAGAGCGCCGCAAGCUGCCACCGAUUGAUAAUCCGCUGCUGCUGCUGUCAGCUACCGUGCUCGCCGACCGCAUCCGCAAGGGGGAAGUGCGGAGCGAGGAUGUGGUGCGCGCAUAUGUCCACCGUUGCCAGCAGGUCAACCCACUGCUGAACGCCAUCGUGGAGGAUCGCUUCGAGGCCGCGCUGGAAGAAGCGCGCGAAAUUGACCGACUGCUGGCGAAGGGUGCGCUCGGAACCGUGGAAGAGCUGGCCCGCACAAAGCCCCUCCUGGGGCUGCCCGUAUCCAUCAAGGAAAGUCUCGCCGUCGAGGGCAUGAGCAAUACGGCCGGUCGGCUGCUGGCCGAGAAGAAGGUCGCCCUGAGCGAUGCACCGGUCGUGCGCCAGAUAAAGCGUGCCGGUGCCAUCGUGCUGCUGGUGAGCAACACGCCCGAACUGUGUCUCUGCUGGGAAACGUACAACCAGUGCACGGGGCUUACCCGCAACCCGUACAACCUGCAGCGCACGGCCGGUGGAUCUUCGGGCGGUGAAGCUGCACUGAUUUCGUCCGCCGGUUCCCUGAUGGGUGUGACGACCGAUAUUGCCGGAUCCUCCCGAUUGCCCGCAAUGUUUACCGGGGUGUUUGGGCACAAACCGUCCCCGUACGUAGUGUCGCCGUACGGACAUCAUCCGUCCUGUGACGAUGAAAACUGGGGAAGCUUUUUCACCCCCGGCGCCAUGACCCGGUACGCGGAAGAUUUGCCACUGCUGCUGGAAGCGAUGCGUGACCCGGAUGGUGCCCCCGUCACGCUGGACAAACCGGUACCGCUCGGUGCGGUCAAGUGUUACUACAUGGAGAACGACGGACCGUCCGGUUUGACGCGACCGAUCGAUCCCGACAUUGUGCACGCGAUCCGGGAUGUGGCCGCACACCUGAACGCGCAACGCGUCAACCUCAAACGGCUGCGCUGGACGCUGGACAUUUCCGUGUGCAAGAUGCUGCGCAUGAAGAACGUGGAAACGAUUUACAGCCCGCAGGCGAACGGCAAACCGGACACGACGAUCAAGCGGGAGCUGUUCAGGUAUCUGCUCGGCAUGUCCAAGUCCGAUCUGCCCUCGGUCAUGAUCGGGCCGAUGCAGCACAUCGUGAACAACUACAUUCCCCAGUCCCGGCUCGACUUUCUCGACAGCCAGACGGAGAAGCUGCGCAAAGACUUUAUCGAUCUGCUCGGCACGGACGGGGUGUUUAUCUAUCCCGGGUUCCCGAACACGGCCCACCGCCACUAUCGCAUCUUUCACAAGCUGGUCGACACGACCUACAUGAUGGUGUUUAACACCGUCGGUUUGCCGGCCGCCUCCUGCAUGGUCGGGUUUGAUCGUGAGAAGCUACCGAUCGGUGUACAGAUUGUCGCUGCACCUGGACAGGAUCAUCUCAUCUUUGCCGUGGCCAAAGAACUAGAACGACGGUUCGGUGGUUGGGUGCCGCCAUCCUAAACAGGAACCGAGAGCAGAACGGAGGAAGAACGGAGUGGAGGAUGAUGCCACCUCCGAUGCGGCCCAGCCGUCAUUAAGAUUGUGAUUCUUUCGAGCUUAGCCUAAGAUUUUCGUAACGUAUUUUCGUUUUUCACCUCUCGUAUUGUUAUGUAUGUAUGUGUGUGUGUGGUUGUUGAUGUUUUUUUUCCUUCUACAUUACAUUCCAAUGCGAUGUGUGAACUGAAAAAGCACACGCCAUUUGGUAAGACGGUACACGGGCAGGACGCUGCUACCGAACCGGUUGGUUGCUAGUUGCAAUUGUUUCCGUUUGUUGAUCAAUCGAAUUCCCCCACUUCCCACGGGGGUUGUACAUUCUAAAGUUUAAAAGGCACGCGCCAAUCAUGUUUAAUCUGUUAUGUUUGCAUGUGUGUAGAUCGAACUGGUGGUACAAGAACAAAUAUUAGGAAAGCAAAGAACAGCAACGAGACUGGUUGGCAGAAACAGGAAACGAUACACUUCAAAGUUUAACUGUGGACAACAAAUAUUAUAGAGAUUAAUAAACAAACAUAGUAAUUUA